UUGAGCUGGCAUCGCUGACUCGUUGUGUGUGAGCAAUAGACUUUCAGUAUGUCUUCUCAGAUGGAGGAAAUGGCACCAGCAGCACCAGGUACACCAUCAGCACCUGCAAAACCAGCAGCCAAUAAGAAAAAGUCACCUGCCAGUAAAGCCAAGCAGGUCGUAAAGCCUAACUCUGCAAGGAAAAAGCCCAAGAAGAGCAAAGGGCCUGGAAAGUACAGCCAGCUGGUGAUCGAUACCAUAAGGAGUUUGGGGGAGAGAGGCGGCUCGUCUCUGGUGAGGAUCUAUAAAGAGGCGCGGAAGGAGAGCUGGUUCGAUCAGCAGCACGGGCGCGUGUACCUGCGCUCCUCCAUCCGCGCGCUGCUGCUUAACGACACGCUCGUGCAGGUGAAGGGACUCGGAGCUAACGGCUCCUUCAAACUCAACAAAAACAAAGUCAAGACCAAGGAAACAUCAGCUAAACCGAGGAAGACUGCAAAACCCAGCAAAAAGCCAUCUGAUAAAGCCGGGGAGAAGAAGACAGGCGUGAAGAAGACCACCUCAGCCGUCAAGAAACCCUCCAAAGCAAAGAAAACGGGUAAAAAGCCAGAAGUCUCUGCUGCAAAGAAGAAGAAAAAGGUGGCCAAGACCAAGAAGAUCAAGCAGAUUAAAAAAACUCACCAAAAGUCGUAAACUAUUUUUGGAACCUACAGCCAUUAUUCUCUCAUGAUCGUUUGGUCUGAUUGCUUUAGAUUACACAACUAUGCAAAUGUAAGAAAUUAAUGUACAUACAAACAGGCUUGCACUUUUAAAAUAUGCUUUUUUAUUUUAUUAAUGAGUAAAUUUACCUUCUUGUGAACUGUCUUAUAGUUGAAAGUGAAAAUUAAAUGCAAAAUAAAAAUAUGCUUUUUUUAUUUUUAUUUUUUUAACCAAUGAUUAAAUUUACCUUCUUGUGAACUGUCUUAUAGUUGAAAGUGAAAAUUAAAUACAAAAUAAAAAUAUGCUUUUUUUUAUUUUUAUUUUUUUAUAACAAUGAUUAAAUUUACCUUCUUGUGAACUGUCUUAUAGUAAAAAGUGAAAAUUAAAUACAAAAUAAAAAUGUUAUGUUGUUUUAUUCCUAAA
This is a messenger RNA of Trichomycterus rosablanca, 1098 nucleotides long. RefSeq names its product histone H1.10 (gene h1-10). Gene Ontology annotation, cellular component: nucleosome. Bases 49 to 669 code for a protein of 206 amino acids. NCBI's taxonomy places the organism in Eukaryota, Metazoa, Chordata, Actinopteri, Siluriformes, Trichomycteridae. The record is from RefSeq and is a predicted model, not a curated record. Gene Ontology annotation, molecular function: structural constituent of chromatin; DNA binding. Gene Ontology annotation, biological process: nucleosome assembly. The transcript has a single exon.